This is a messenger RNA of Zingiber officinale, 3041 nucleotides long. Its product is annotated as FT-interacting protein 1-like. Bases 463 to 2853 code for a protein of 796 amino acids. The record is from RefSeq and is a predicted model, not a curated record. NCBI's taxonomy places the organism in Eukaryota, Viridiplantae, Streptophyta, Magnoliopsida, Zingiberales, Zingiberaceae. The transcript has a single exon.
GUUGGCCAGCUUCGGCCUCCCUUCGUCGGCACUCCAUGAAAGCAGGCACUUUGCUUGGGAAUUAAGGUUCAGUUACUGAAAAGCGGGUGAUUGUCGGCACGAUAAGGUGGCAGAGGCUGUGGGUCGUGAUCAUGAAGCUGGUGGUGGAGGUGGUGGACGCCUGCGAUCUUAUGCCCAAGGACGGCGAAGGCUCUGCGAACGCUUUCGUCGAGGUGGACUUCGGCGAAGGCUCUGCUUCAACGAACCUCCACGGUGAGAUCGUCAACAUUUGCGUGUACAACGAGAGAAGCCUUUCCCCGGCUGCAAUUCCCAGUUGGAGAGGAAGUGGAUUCUCUCUGCGAUCAAGGUGAAACCAGAUGCUGCGGACGAAGCGGAAUUGAUCGUAGAGACCAGGCAUCACAUAAACAAGCACCAGGCCUCAUCGAGAAGCAGAGCCCUUCCCCUGUUCCUCUGGUGCCGGCCAUGGCUUACCAACAAGUGCACUACGGGCAGAGCCAGCCGAGCCCGUCCAAGGAGUACAUCCUCAAGGACUCUAGUUCCCUCCUCGGCGAGAGGCGGCCGUACGACAGGAGCGAAGGAUGGAUAGGACUCCGCGGGGGCGGCCGGGACAAGCUCACGAGCACUUACGAUCUCGUCGAACAGAUGCAGUACCUCUACGUGCGAGUUGUCAAGGCCAAAGAUCUUCCUAAUAAUCCCAUAUCCGGCAGCUGCGACCCUUACGUCGAGGUGAAGCUGGGAAACUGCAAGGGAGCCACGAAGCACUUCGACAAGAGGAGCAGCCCGGAAUGGAACCAGGUCUUUUCCUUUUCCAAAGAGCGGAUUCAGUCGACUCAUCUCGAAGUUUACGUCAAGGACAGGGAGAUGAUGAUGGCACGGGACGAGUGCGUCGGCAACGUGGUGUUCGACCUCAAUGAGGUGCCGACGAGAGUGCCGCCGGACAGCCCGUUGGCUCCUCAGUGGUACCGGCUGGGGGACCGCAGGGGCGACGGCAAAGUGCGAGGGGAGGUGAUGCUGGCGGUGUGGAUGGGGACGCAGGCCGAUGAGGCCUUCCCGAAUGCGUGGCACGCUGAUGCGGCUGCCGUGUCGCACGGCGAGGGAGUCUCAAACAUCCGGUCGAAGGUCUACGUCUCGCCCAAGCUGUGGUACCUCCGCGUCAACGUCAUCGAAGCCCAGGACGUGGUGCCCCGCGACAGGAACCGCUUCCCGGAGCUGUUCGUGAAGGCGCAGGCCGGCAACCAGGUGCUACGAACCAGAGCUUGCCCCGCACGGUCGGUGAAUAACAAUCAGAUGUGGAACGAGGACCUCGUCUUCGUGGCGGCGGAGCCUUUCGAAGAGCACCUGGUGCUCACCGUCGAGGACCGCGUCCAUCAAGGGAAGGAUGAUUUGCUGGCGCGAACCGCUCUGCCAUUGACGCUGUUCGAGAAGAGGCUCGACCACCGACCGGUGAAUUCCCGGUGGUUCAACAUGGAGCGGCUUGGAUUUGGGGCGCUGGAGGAGUCGAGGUUCUCGACCAAGAUUCACCUCCGCGUUUGCCUCGAAGGAGCUUACCAUGUAAUGGACGAGUCCACCAUGUACAUUAGCGACACCCGACCGACGGCGCGGCAGCUAUGGAAGCAACCCAUCGGAAUUCUCGAAGUGGGCAUCCUCGGCGCCCAGGGACUGGUUCCCAUGAAGGCCAAGGACGACAGAAGCACCACCGACGCCUACUGCAUCGCCAAGUACGGCCAGAAAUGGGUCCGGACGACCACCAUCGUCGACAGCUUCAGCCCCAAAUGGAACGAGCAAUACACUUGGGAGGUGUACGACCCCUGCACCGUCAUCACCCUCGGAGUCUUCGACAACGGUCAUCUCUGGGGCGGACCGCCGGCGAGAGACAUGCGAAUCGGCAAGGUACGGAUCCGGCUGUCGACGCUAGAGAUGGACCGCAUCCAUAGGCACGCGUAUCCCCUCGUGGUUCUCCAGCCGUCAGGAUUGAAGAAGAUGGGCGAGCUGCAUCUGGCGGUGCGCUUCACGUGUUUGUCCGUCUCCAGCGUCAUCUACCUCUACGGACAGCCGCUGCUCCCCAAGAUGCACUACGUGCACCCGUUCACCGUCGGCCAAGUCGACAGCCUCCGGCACCAGGCGAUGAGCAUCGUGGCGGCGCGGCUCGGGCGGGCGGAACCGCCGCUGAGAAAGGAGACGGUGGAGUACAUGCUGGACGUGGACUCCCACAUGUGGAGCAUGAGGAGGAGCAAGGCCAACUUUUUGCGGAUCAUCUCGCUUCUCUCCGGCGCCGUCGGUGCUUUCCGAUGGCUGGGAGACGUCUGCCGCUGGAAAAGCCCCAUCACCACUCUGCUCGUCCACGUCCUGUUUCUGAUACUGCUCUGCUUCCCGGAGCUGAUACUGCCGACCGCGUUCCUCUACAUGUUCCUCAUCGGAUUGUGGAACUAUAGACGGAGGCCGAGGCAGCCGCCGGAGAUGGACGCGAAGAUGUCGUUGGCAGAGGCGAUCCACCCCGACGAGCUGGACGAGGAAUUCGACACGUUCCCGACAACGAAGCCGCACGAUCUGGUGCGUUUGAGGUACGACCGCCUGCGGAGCGUGGCGGCGAGGAUACAGACGGUGGUGGGGGACAUGGCGACGCAGGGGGAGAGGUUUCGGUCGUUGCUGAGCUGGAGGGAUCCGAGGGCCACUGGCCUGUUCCUGGUGGUCUGCCUGGCUGCGGCGGUGCUGUUAUACGUGACACCGUUCCAGGUGGUGGCGCUGUUGGUGGGCCUGUACGUGCUGCGCCACCCCAGGUUCCGGAGCAAGCAACCGUCGGUGCCAAGCAAUUUCUUCAAGAGGCUCCCGUCGCGGAUCGACAGCAUGCUCUGAGACACGAGGCAUCUUUUUUUUUCUUCUUCUUCUUCUCUCGAAUUAAUAAUGUUUGGUGUGAGAAAAUUAUUCUGUGUUUUCACAAAAACUCAUGCAAAUUGGUGAAUGCAACUAAAUGAUCUGUUUAAAAUAAAUUAUUCUGUGUAACUAGUAUUAAGACGUAAUAAAUCCUUUUUUUUUAUUGAUUA